Temnothorax curvispinosus is the source of this 6590-nucleotide messenger RNA. It is a transcript of the gene MED1, whose product is annotated as mediator of RNA polymerase II transcription subunit 1. NCBI's taxonomy places the organism in Eukaryota, Metazoa, Arthropoda, Insecta, Hymenoptera, Formicidae. The transcript has 8 exons. The record is from RefSeq and is a predicted model, not a curated record. Gene Ontology annotation, cellular component: mediator complex. Bases 392 to 6412 code for a protein of 2006 amino acids. Gene Ontology annotation, molecular function: transcription coregulator activity. Gene Ontology annotation, biological process: regulation of transcription by RNA polymerase II.
UUAGGUUAGACUGGGUGGAGGAAUUUGGCGAUCAGUCGCGAGACUCGCGAGUCGCGAGAGAAGCGGUGGUAGAAUCACGCAGAACGUAGGGGCGACCGGGCGAGUACGAGCCUAUGAGCCUGGCGUCCUGACACGACACACGACCCGAGACGAGACCCCGAGAGACCGCAUUCCCAAUUCGCGUUGUUCUCCGUCUAUCCUGUACUCACCUGACACCUCUCAAGUCUCAGUUCUCACCUGUAUCGCCUCAACCGCCUGUACGUCGCCGCUCUGUACUCCGUCAUGGUCGAUCAAGCUGUCGCGCGUAGCAUCGCGACGUCGCGAUAGCGGAUAGCGUGCUGCACAAGGAGCGCAAACGCCGCGAACGCAUCUGUGCCAACCACCGGAGCACAUGGAUGCGACCAACGGACAGAAGCCCCACGUGGGGCAACCUUUGACCGGAGGAGGAUCUGUCUCCGACAAGGGUAAGGAGUGGCAAAUGGAGUUAUUGAUGGAAAAAUUACGCUCCAAGGCUUCUACGUUUAAACCUUUAGUAGAGACCGCGAAAAACAUGCGUAUGGCCAUGUUGGACAAGCGAUUUGCAAUUGACAGCAUAGAGAAGAAUCAAUUGCAAAAGUGUUUGGACACCCUGCAGCAUUCUAUCAAGGUUACUUCCUUCCAGUCUAUGGUAGAACGUUUGGAAAGUUUAGCAAGGCAGUUAGGAUUAAAGUUCAUGAUGUCUGGUCCUCCAGGCACGGAAAUAUUCAUAUCCUCCGACAUGUUCUUCUUGGAAGUUCUAUUAGAGCCGUCAGGGCUUGUUAGGGAUGUUAAAAUCCAUCAUGAAGGAAAAAGUGAGCAGCAGAGUUGCGAAGCACUCGCAUCGGCUUUGUCACGAGGUGACUUCAUCGAUUUUACCACGCAGCUGGAAGGAUUGGCAUCGAUAUAUCAGCUGAACGCUGACAAGAAAGUAAAAUGCAAGGCGUUCAGCGCUCUACAAUCCCUCGAGGCUGAUCUGGGUGUUCUGGCACAGCUGCAAACGUUUAUGAAAGAACCGUUCAAUCUGGUUCACAAGAGUCCCGUCGGAAUUCUGGAAAGAAGAAGAGGUGGCCACCCGAUGAAAUUGACAUAUUUCGUCUCACCAUACGAUUUAAUCGACGAAGAGAAUCGAACCUAUGACACUCUUAAUCCUGAUACAAUCAUUAAAAGAAAGAUUGGAUACUCGGUGACUGUUUGUAUGGAAGGUUCGACGGGUCACAAGCUGCCUACUUCUAGUAUUAUAACUGUAAACCGAAGUCCUACAGGCAAGAGCACUCCUUCAUAUGCUCCAUUGACCAGUACAAAUUCCUCCAUGUUGCCUGCCUGCUUCGUGUUGAAGCUCGGCAAAAAGAUGCCCAUCUGCAUGGAGUUGGUGAAGAGGAUACAGAAAGUCACGGAGCUCGAGUGUGGCGAUAUCUCGGCGCCACAUCCGCUUCUCAGUCUGAUAAUACAGCACGCAAGCGAUGGCCAGCUGGAUUGUCGAAACAAUAGAGGCUUAUAUGUGACCUUGCCGGAUCAGCAGCACUGCUAUUUUAUGACGGAAAACAAGAGCAUGGAGGGCGUACUGGUGUGCAGUAUCCCUUUCACGCAUCCCGCGCACGUGCCGCAAAUUCUGGUGUACUUGCGGCAGCAAGCGCUGUUCAAUUGCCUGAUCGCGAGCUGCGUGCGGCCCAUGGCACGCCAAGAUCCGGAACAUACGACCAUACUCGAGGUAAGCGCCCUUUCGUGGCAGCACAUCAGCGUGAGCGUGGAGCAUCCGUACGAAGAGACAAUGGCCACCGCGGAACUGGAUCUGACAGACAUAUCGACGCUUAAGUGCCGGUUGUACGGCGUGAGUAUGACAACGAACGCGGAACAGACGUCGGAUCUCAGCGGUAGGGUGCUGCAACGUUGCCUCAGCAUCCCGUUGACCAUGCGAAUGUUACUGAAAAUCUGGGAGGGUCGCUCUUUACCUGCAGUGAUGAACAAUCUGACCAGCGGCAGCGGCAGUAGUAACGGUAGCUACAAUCUCAAUUUGGGAUCCGGCGGUAAGGAUCAGACUGGACAAAACGCAUCUGGCACCGCGUCCGGCAUGCCGGACUUUACGAAUGGCGAGACAAAAGUGAAGCAAGAACCCGGUUUGAAUAACGGCAGUAACGGGUGUAUGGGAGGCAGACAAACGCAGCAAUCGGCAUCGAAUCAAUUGCAGCAACAACAGCAACAGCAGUCUUUUUUAGAUGCCGGAACGGAAAAUAGUAUCGGUUUUCCGUCGUAUUCCGGCCAAUCCGAUACGACGACGAUGACGAUGAGCACUGCUGGGACGAACAACGCCUCUGCCUCUAUGCUAAACCCGUUGCAGCUUGGUGCACUGCUAGGACAGGCAAAAAACUCGCUGACGGGCAACUCAAACACAAAUGAGCGCGGCAAAAAGACGCGGAAAAGAAAGACUGGCACAGACAGUCUUUGGCGUAGUCCAAAGCGAAAGAGUGACGGCGGAGACAGUAGCACGGCAACAGAGAUCUUGUUGGAGAGCUCGAGCUCGGAGAACUCGACACCACUGGGAACGCCCACGGGCGGCCGCGAGAAUCUCACAUCGGAGACUAGAACAUCUACACCGACUUCGGCCACUAGUUUGACAAGCGGCAUAGAUUUUUCGAAUUUGGACGCUACCGAUAUACUCGAUAAGAGUGCCUCGGAUUAUGAUCUCGACAAUUCUGAGAGGGACAGCGAGAUCAUGGAGGUGCAACACAGCGGCGGGGAACAACAGCAACAACAACAGCAGCAAGAUGUGGAGGAGUUGAUAAAGAUACGCGAGUCCUCGUCAACGCGCAAGUCGAAGAAAAAUCGAGGUGGCAGUGGUAGCGAAGAGAAAAAGUCGAGCCCAACAAAUAUAUUCGUCGAUGAGACGUCGACAACAAGUAGUGGUAACAAAAGUCUACCGGUGCCACCAUCAGUAAGUAUUACUCCGAUUUCAUGCGGUAACUUGGAUCAAUCGAGCACCACCAACUACAAUUCCGUACUAACGGGCAUGGGUUUGGAAAGGAGACCUGGCAUCGAGAUUAUACCCAUCGCCUCUUCACCAUCGCAGACUAAUCUACCGAGCUCAAUCACCAUCACACCGAUUGCCGGUCCGGCACCAUCGCCAAAGACCAGCGGCUUGACGAGCGCAACGGACGAUCGGCAGCGAAGCGAACGGAAGAGUGGCGGUGGAAAGAGCAGUGGUAGCAGUGCUAAAAGCAGCUCCGACGAUAAUAAGAGCGGCGGGAAUAAGCUAGAGAAACGGCGCAAACGUAAACGAGAGGAUGGUCCGAUGGGUCCACCGGACAAAGUCCCAUCAGGCGGUAAGCAACAGCAAGACCCACUCUCGAAGCCGGUAUCGGUGAGCAUCAAGCCGAGCACCGAGCAAUCACCGCCGAGCGGUGGUGGUACUGGCGUCAGUCUGAGUUGCUCAUCUUCACGGCCUACUUCCCCUGCGGCUGUAAGGAAGUUCAGUCCGUCGCCCACUCAUUCGAGUUCGCUCGCCACACUUGUAGGUAAAUCCAGUCCCACCUUGAAGGCCAGUCAAACGGCAGCAGCAACCUGCAAACCAGUGCAAAGCCCGAAGCACUCACCCGUCUACGGCAGCAGCCCGAAGCACAACGCGCCGAACGUUCCGGUCGUUCCUAUGUCAGUCCCGAUGUCAUUAUCCGUGUCCACGGUGCCCAACACAGUAGGCAACGUGCCGUCCGUGGCAGUGUCUGUACCGGUCCCAGUACCUGCUAGUGCGAGUCCGAAACAUGGCAAUACCUCAUCUCCGAAACAUGGUAGUUCGGCUGCGAGCAGCGGCAAACCCAGUAUGUCAGCCCUGAAAUCGGCGGCAAACUCGCCGUCUAGUAAGAGCAGCGGCAGCAGCUCUUCCGACACUACAACGACCCCAUCCAAAGUUAAGUCCUCCUCUUCGUCCUCCGGGAAGGAUUCUUCCGGUCGUGGAGAUAAAGAGAGACGAACGUCAUCCGUCGGGUCAUCCGGCGGUUCGGGCAGUGGCCAUCAGAGUCCCAAAACUAAGUCAUCCAGUGGUAAGGUGAAGCAACUGGAGAUGAUUUCUCCCGGCGGUGGCGAAGCUUCACAGGUCUCCUCUCUACAGGCUUCUGGUGGAAGCACUCCACCAUCUGGCCAGGUUGACGCAGCGAGCAAAUCUGCGAUUGCGGCGCAACAGGCACGGAAUCGUAAGAGUUCUCUCAAUGCUGUGAUCGAUAAAUUGAAGAACGCGCAGCACUGUACCGAAACCGAUGCCUGCGGGAACGGUAGCGGUUCCGUGAAAGGCAGCGGAUCCUCAGCAGGUCUCAGCAGUGGCAACACUGGCGGAAUGAGCAGCACUGGACAGAAGGAGAAGAGUAUCGGCAGCGGUGGCUCAUCGUCGUCGAGCGGAGGGAAGACUAUCGUCGAAGGUGGGAAGUCCUCUUGCGUCACUAAAAAUGCGUCCGUGGAGACGAAGAAUCCCGCCGAAUACAUGGUGAAGCACAGCUCAGACGGGAUCAAGAUCACUAUCAACAAAACUCGUACCAAGGAUUCCAAGCAGUCGGCUGCCAACCUGAAGUUAUCGUCGGGAACGAUAGCAGCUGCGAGUUCAUCUUCGAGCUCCUUGUCGUCCGUCGCUUCUUCGUCAUCGUCGUCAUCAUCCAGCAAUGUAAUUCCCGGCAGCAAUGGCUCACCAAGGACAAAUACGGGUCUCAAACCUGGCGUAAAUUCUGGACCGGCAUCGAAGAAACCGCAAACGUUGCAGACUGCACAGAAAUUGCUUCCCGCGAAGAUGAUGUUAGCCACUGCCGGUAUAAAGUCCGCUAUCUCUUCCUCGGGUGCGACGAAUACUGGUGGUGGUGCGAGUAUCACUGGCGCGACCGCAACAGGGGGCAUCCCCCUAUCAAAGGGUGGCUCAUCCUCCAAAGCUUCCGGUUCACCCAAGACGAGCUCCGGGGCGACUGAUCUUAGUCGAGGCCGAGACAAGCCUAGACUUCCGAAAUCUGGUGACAAGGGAAUAUUCGCGUCGAAGGGUCUUGGUGAUGCCAGGAAGUCGAGCCCGUCCGCUCUGCGCGAAGAGAGCGAGAGCGAGCGCGCAUUCAAGCUGUUAGCCGCACACGCGUCUAUUUCCAGCCUUCCGCCAAGCCUGCCACCUCAAUUAGUGAUGGAGGGCUUGAGGAAGCAGCUAGACACUAAAUUUCAGAUACCGAAGCUGUCGGCGCGCGCGAACGUCGCAGACACCGGCGAUAAGAACAAAUCAUCGGAUAAGCUGUCGAUCCUGUCCGAUUCCGCCAAGCAGACUCUCGACGGUCUGAAACAGGAACAGGGUAAGAUCACCGGUCUGCCCAACGUCACUGUGUCGGUGUCCAAGUCGUCGAUACCAGACGACCAAUCGAGACGGGACCAUUCGCAGAAUAAACUGGACAAUCUGUCAAUCGCCACGUCCGCAGCCGGUGCGAUAUCCUUGAAUCUCGUCGGGGAGAACGCUGGGUUGAUGCUGCCUCCGCAAUCGGCUGCCGAUCCAGAUGUACCUACAAAUCUGUGCAUUCAACCGAUGGUGGACGAGCCUUCUCGCGACUCUUGCAAGGAUUUAGGAAUGAGACAAACGUCGACAGGUCAGCAGUUUCUCGGCAAGAUCGACGACACAACCGCCGGCGGGAUCCUCCCCAAGGGCAACGUUCCCGAUCAGUUGGCGUCGUCAGGUGCCAAGUCCUACGCAACGAUGACGGGUUCCAGCGCUUCGACCGCGCCGAGCGGCGCCGUCAUCGUUGCCGAGAGCCUGAAUCUGAGUACGAAGCCCGCCGAUCAGGCAACUUUGCAAACCAAAUACAAUAAGAUCACCGUCGAGGAGAAGAAACAGCAGCAGUCGUCUUCGUCAUCGUCGUCGUCGUCGUCUUCCUCCACAUCAUCAUCUUCCUCGUCAUCAUCGUCAUCGAUUUUCUCGUCGUUGGGCGGCGUCGCGACUACGUCUGAUGGUAAUCAGAGCAUCAUGACAUCCGACAGCGUCGGCGGUGGUGGCAGUGGGAAUAGUGGUAGCGGAGAACAGGAGGUAGCGGCAGCGGCAGCCGCGGCGGCGGCAGAGAUGCUGCUGGACUUCUCCGCGGUGAAUAAAGAUCAAAUGACGAAGGGAAGUCACGGUCUGCCGGCCUCCUUAACGCAGCAUCACUUGACAACGAUCCCGGAGCGGGCGAUGACCCAGGCCGCGCCAACGGUGCGUCGCAAUACCCCACCUCCACCGCCGCCCCCGCCGCCGCUUCCGGCUCCAUUCCCGCCUGCCGCGAGUCCGUCCGUCAGUGUGCACAUCGUCAAGAGCCCGGCACCGAGCCCCCGAGUGAUUCCACCUUCCCCCCAUUCAUCCGCGUCACCCUGUAUCACCGACGACGAGCUCAUGGACGAGGCGCUGGUCGGUAUGGGCAAAUGAAGAUUACUCAAACUGUAAGACAAAGAGAGAAUACUCGCUUCUUUCAUUCAUCUACGUUCUAGACCGGGGAAGAGAUCCCACCGGAAACGGGAACACCGAACUUUUCUCUUAAAAUUGUACAAAUUGUACCCAUCUUUUUCUUCGAAUUUAGAAAUUAUUCGAAUGUUCUCUCUUUCUC